AUGGGGCCCGAAGAAGAGCUGCAGCCCGGCGAUGGCUACGGAGGCAAUGGGGUGCAUUUUUUCCCCCCAAGUGCGGACUCAAGUUUGAUAUUUCUGCACGGGAGAGGGGAUAGCGGGGAGGGCUGGGGGGUGCUGGCUGGCUUGUUGAACAGCAGAGAGGCCCUGCGGGGCCGCGUGCGCCUCAUUUUGCCAACAGCGGACAGAAUUCAUAUAACAAAGUAUGACAUAGAGUGUAACGCCUGGUUUGAUUCGCGUUCGGAGCGCCGCGACACAGACGAAGACGCGGAGGGCUUCGAGCGCAGCCACCGCCGCGUUCAACAUUUAAUUCAACAAGAAAUACAAAACGGAAUUAAACCUUCACGGAUUAUUGUGGCGGGAUUCAGCCAGGGAGGCGCAAUGGCCUACUACACACCCUUGCGCUCGGAGACCCCUCUGGCCGCAGCCAUUUGCCUCAGCGGCUGGUGCCCGUUUCUGCACGAUUUAGUCGUGCAAAAGGCGUUUGCCAGCGGCAACUGUCAGUUCAUGCACAUGCACGGCGUGGUAGACACAGUAGUUGACUACAGCUUCGCACGGCAGUCGUAUGAAGCCGCUGUGGAAGCAACGAAGAAAGCAGCAGCAGCUGCUGCUGCUGAUCCCGCAACAGUGGCGAGUAGAUUCGAAUUUAAAACCUAUGAAAGACUUGGCCACGAGUCAAACGCCAAGGAAAUGGCAGACUUUCUGCAUUUCAUUGAGCGCUGCCUCGCAAAAAACACCUGA
Eimeria necatrix is the source of this 756-nucleotide messenger RNA. RefSeq lists its product as hypothetical. The record is from RefSeq and is a predicted model, not a curated record. Bases 1 to 756 code for a protein of 251 amino acids. Gene Ontology annotation, biological process: protein depalmitoylation. Lineage: Eukaryota; Apicomplexa; Conoidasida; Eucoccidiorida; Eimeriidae. Gene Ontology annotation, cellular component: cytoplasm. Gene Ontology annotation, molecular function: palmitoyl-(protein) hydrolase activity; carboxylic ester hydrolase activity. The transcript has a single exon.